CCCUAUAUCAGUAGUUCCCAAACUACCGUACGCGUACCCUCGGGGGUACGCAAGUGGCUGUAGGGGGUACGCGUGGGUUGGGGUUGGAGUGGGGAUCAAAAGUUUUAAAAGCCGAAAUUUGCGCUAAUGCAGUUUUAUUUGCCUGUCAAAUACAUGACUAUAUACCACCCUCUGGUGUUCAGCAAAAAAAUAGCUCUGACAAAAUACAUGGGCGUGAUUUGCCCAAAUGACUGACACCUAACAGUUGAAGUUGCCUCCAAGCAUUCAGUGCAGCGCGAAAAUGGACAAGUGGUUAACAAGAAAAAAAGGCCCUACCACAGAGACACCGGCCACAACAACCAAUAAGCUCAUAUCUGAAGAUGCAUUUUCCAGUGACCGCACAGGUGAUUGUUCAACAACAAUGUGUUCGUCAGAUUUGGAUGCUAGCAGUGCUAGCAGGGAUGUAUCUGUGGUUACUAGCCAAGUGGCUAACAUAGCUGGAGCCAGCCAUGUGGAAAGUGAUGAAGUGUCUGAUGCAGAGCGUCAAAGUGGGAGAAAGCAUGACAGCUCGGACUGUAACACAACCUCAUCAAAGAAGCGCAAAUAUGAUGACAAUUAUAUUUCGCUGGGGUUUACGUGUAUAAAUAUUGGUGGAUUUCCCCAGCCACAGUGUGUUAUUUGUGCAAAAGUAUUGUCUCAGAACUCAAUGAAACCUUCACUUUUGCGCAGACAUUUAGAGACAAAUCAUCCCCAUUUGAAAAAUAAACCAAGGGAAUAUUUUGAGCGACAGCUAAAAUCACUUUCAACAAGUAAAACCUGCAUUCAGGUGCCAGAUCUUAUGAAUAAAAACAGACUACAAGCAUCGUACAUGGUCAGUUACAGAGUGGCUAAAAACAACAAACCCCACACUAUUGUGGAGGACCUCAUUCUCCCUGCUGCUUUAGAUAUGGUAGGGACAAUGUUGGGGGAAAAGGCAAAAAAGACGAUACAGUCCAUUCCAUCAUCAAACAAUACUGUCUCACGGCGCAUCAAUGCAAUGUCAGAAAAUGUUUUACAGCAGCUACUUCUGCGCAUACGCCACAGUGAAUGUUAUGCAAUACAGCUAGAUGAGUCCACGGAUGUGGCUGGCCUGGCGCAUCUUCUCGUAUAUGUGCGCUACAUUCAUGAAGGAACCAUCAAGGAGGACAUGCUGUUCUGUAAACCACUGGAACAAAGGACAACUGCCGCAGAUAUUUUUCAAAAGCUGGACACAUUCAUGAACACACAUGGACUCGUGUGGGACAGAUGUGUUGGCAUCUGUACUGAUGGCGCACGGGCCAUGACUGGGAGACACGGAGGUGUGGUUUCGCGUGUGCAAGCAGUCGCGCCAGAUGCCUCCUGGGUACACUGCAGCAUCCACCGAGAGGCUCUUGCUGCAAAGGGAAUACCUGUCCGUUUGAAACAUGUUUUGGACACGAGUGUAAAAAUGGUUAACUUUGUGAAAGCCAGGCCGCUGAACUCCCGCUUAUUUGCUGCGUUGUGCAAUGAGAUGGGCAGCGAGCAUGAGACAUUAUUACUCCACACAGAGGUUCGCUGGCUAUCUAGAGGGAAAGUGCUGACCCGUUUCUUUGAGUUGAGGGAUGAACUUAAAGUUUUCUUCAGUAACCAUCCCUUUGAGCUGUCUGAACAUUUGCAUGAUGAAGAGUACCUUACCUGCCUGGCUUAUCUGUGUGAUAUAUUUUCUCGUCUGAACGAGCUCAAUCUCGGAUUACAAGGCGUUUCUGCAACUAUAUUCAAUGUUCAAGAUAAAGUUGAGGCCAUGAUAAAGAAGUUAAACCUUUGGAAGAACUGCUUGGAUACAAACAACACUGAAGUCUUUCCUGUGCUGCAUGAUUUUCUGUGCUCUAAUGAUCUCACACUAUCUAAAAGUGUAAAGCGCGAAUGUAACGUGCACCUUGAGGAGCUGGCGGUGCAGUUACGCCGAUACUUCCCAGAGACGGACGGCUCAAAUGAUUGGAUACGUCACCCGUUCACCGCUGUGCCUACUUCGUUAUCACCGUCUGACCAGGAGAGCCUAAUUGAAAUUGCCACAGAUGGAUCUCUAAAAGUUGAACACGCUCAAAAGAACCUGGCGGAUUUCUGGAUAGGGCUGCGCACUGAACAGCCCGCGCUGGCUAAGCGCGCUGUCAAGACUCUGAUGCCUUUCGCCACCACAUACUUAUGCGAAAGGGGAUUUUCUGCUUUAACAAACAUGAAAACAAAAUACAGAGCAAGACUUUGUGUGGAAAACGAUUUAAGACUCAGCCUUUCCCAAAUUGAGCCAAACAUUGAAGAGCUGUGUGCCUCUGCUCAAGCACAUCCAUCACAUUAAAUAAAGUUCUGUUUAAUGAAAGUUCAUGGCCUUUAUGCUCUCGACAAAAAAGUGAAUUCUAAUAAAUCCUUUGAUACACUGCUAGUAUUAAGUAGUAAAGUUUGUUAUUAAAACUCUGUCAUUACUAAAAAAUAUUGAUAAAUUCAUUUGGUGGUGAGAAAUAAUCGACUGUGCAGUAUUUAUUUUUAUGCAUGCGAUAUUGCAAUGUAUUUAUAGACACUAAUUA
Haplochromis burtoni (Burton's mouthbrooder) is the source of this 2555-nucleotide messenger RNA. RefSeq names its product zinc finger BED domain-containing protein 5-like. The transcript is spliced from 2 exons. The coding region runs from base 281 to 2329 and encodes 682 amino acids. The record is from RefSeq and is a predicted model, not a curated record. Lineage: Eukaryota; Metazoa; Chordata; Actinopteri; Cichliformes; Cichlidae.